Acipenser ruthenus (sterlet) is the source of this 9074-nucleotide messenger RNA. It is a transcript of the gene entrep1, whose product is annotated as family with sequence similarity 189 member A2. Gene Ontology annotation, cellular component: membrane. Bases 254 to 1903 code for a protein of 549 amino acids. Lineage: Eukaryota; Metazoa; Chordata; Actinopteri; Acipenseriformes; Acipenseridae. The record is from RefSeq and is a predicted model, not a curated record. The transcript has 11 exons.
UCUGUCCCUGUGCCAAGAAUGUGAAAUGCAAUCCAAACACUUGAUCACAGAGCAGUUAUUUUAAAACUUUAGCCUCAGCCACUUUGAAAGCAACAUGGGAGCAGAGAAUACACGUUUCAAAGCGCAACUUUCUGGAAUCAAAACCAAACAGAUCAAAUUAACAGAUCAAUCCCCAAAUUAUUUACUUUGAACCGUAUUUUUGAAAGAAGUUACGCCUUUUGUGUGUGUGUGUUUGUUUUUGCAGUAUUCAUCGAUGUCUUUGCCUGUAGUUCUCCCGGGAUCUUGUUGCCCGGUGCCAGGGGUGUCGUUGGCUUUUCAGUCGGCAGAUCCUUCUUUUAGAUCUCGUUCUCGGUGUGUAGCGACUCGGGCUCUAGGGUCUCAGUCCCGGCUAUUCCCAGCUAUCCUGCCUGGCAGACCACUAUUAUCUCUUGGAUUGCUGCAGCUGGUGCUUGGUUGCUCCAUGGUCGCGCUGUCUUUUGGGGCUCUCUCUCUCAGUAGCUCGGCUCCUAUUAGGAAUUCUUGUCCAUUCUGGGCUGGCUCCUCGGUGAUCCUGUCAGGAAUCAUUGGGUUAACAACAUGGAGGAGACCCAUGUUACUGCUGGUGAACCUGUUCAUCUUGUUGUCCGUGGUCUGUGUGCUGCUCAACCUGGCUGGAUUUGUCCUGUGCUGUCAAGGGGCCCAGCUGGUCUCCAGCAUGUCCAGCUGUCAGUUGAGUGAGGACGUUUGCCUGUGCUGUGAAGACAGUAGCAAGUGCUCAGACUUGAAACAGUUAAAGCUGUACCCCGGUCAUUCCUGCAGUACUGUGCGUAUCCUAUUGAAGAAAGUCCUAUUUGCUUUGUGUGCUCUGAAUGCUCUGACCACUGCUGUCUGCUUAGUGGCUGCAGCCUUACGAUACCUGCAGCUAUUUGCAGCAAGAAGACCCUGCAUACAGGACGAGCCCCAUCCUGCUUCAGAAGAGGUGGAAGAACAAGCCCAUGUUCCAGACCUUGACGAGUUUGUUCCCCCUAUUCCACCACCCUCGUACUUCUCAACCUUUUACUCUUACACACCCCGGGUUGCACGCAGGAUGCUUGGUAACAGUGUGAUCCCGCUACCUCAUAUCUACGGAGCCAGAAUUAAAGGAGUUGAGGUCAUUUGUCCCUUGGACCCACCUCCACCGUAUGAAGCUGUGGCAAGCCCAUCGGGUAACAAUGAGCAGGUUUCAGAUCUACAGGUUUCAAAUCUAACAGAAGGUGCUUGUGAAUCCAUAGAGGCAAGCAACUGUAGUGAAGAUAGUGAUUCACAGAACCCCCCUUCACUUGCUGCACACCCAAAGCCAAGUCAAGCUCCUGUAACAGAGCACAGGAGAUCCUGUAGACGGGUAUUAAGAAGAUCUAUUAGUGACCCAGUGCUGCUGGACCUGGCUGCUAAAGCAGUAAUGAGCUGUGAAGCUGCUACUCAGACAGAAGCUCGUCCGGAGCUGGCGGCUGUCACCCUGAGGCGUAGUGGCAGGUCCCGCUGCCCCAGGCCGGCCAGGCCCACCUCCCUGGUGGAUUACCAGACCUACAGAGACACCAAGCAGCUCGUGGCCAGGUUCAUGGAGCAGUCCUCUUGCACCAUGACCCCCGAGGUCCAGGAGCUUGUGGACAACAUCAAAACAGUCCUCAAGUCAGAUGAGGAGCACAUGGAGGAGGUUGUGCUGAGUGCAAACGUCAUUGAUCAAAUAACCAGUUUGCAGCAACCUCCCCGGACCGUGCAGACUCUUCCCCUCAGGAAGCGUCCUGGAUUGCUGCACCUGCGGAGCUGUGGUGACCUGAGCACCUUCACCAGGGCAGAGUCCCAGCCAGCAGGGAGGCAAAGACAGAGAGGGGAGCAAGAUCGACCUCACAGCCUUAUUGGGGUGGUGCGAGAGACUGUGCUCUAAACCUGGCAUGUACAGUAUCAUACCCUGCCACCUGAAAGGAGAAAAAAGACCCAAAGGGAAAUGUGAAGGGCAAAUAUUUAUAGGCUCAGUUAGUUAAGUUGCUUUUAUGGGGAAAUACAUUGUUGGACUGUCUACACAUGUGCUGCCCCCAGACAGGUAGCCCAAUCCUGUAACGUCUGGAGGAAGCCUUAGGACAGUGUCCAGCAGUUGUGUCAUUUUCUAUAGGGCAGGGGGGUGUAGUUGAUCCAGACGAUCUAUAUGACAUUAUAUCUUCCACUUUUUGACCCCCUUCCAGACACAUAAUAUAAUCACAUAUAAGAUGGUAGAAGUUUUCUUCAUGAACUAAUAAAAUAUGUUUUUCAAACAUUCUUUUCUAAUCUAACCCAGAUCUGGAAUGAAGUCUGUGACGGUUGCUAUCUGAUGUAAUUGCUCGUGCUCAGAGUCUCAGGGCGUCUGUCGGCAGCAUUCAUUCAUUUUUUUAUUGAUAGUUCAUCAUUGUCCAGUGAUUAUAUCGACAACAAAGAAUUACAUUGCAUUCUAUUAUUUCUAUAAUAAUAUAAUAUUAUUGAUAGCAUGAUGAGUCAAAGGCAAAUGUUGGCUAUGUUUGUCAUAGCAAGUGGAAAACGGAAGAAAUUAAACACAGUGAGACAACAAGGAGGGAUUCACUUGCGGAAGAAGCUAUUAAUAUUUAUUUUGCCCAGCCAGGUAAAUUUAUUUAUACAUGCUCUAAAGAAAAGAUACCAUAGAUUUGAAAACGAGGCUGUGUAGGGCUGGGCUGUGCGUUUUCGGGUUUGCAUAGCUGCUCUAUAAACUCAUUGUUGUCUUUUUUACAGUGGAUUGGUAGAAAAUAAUAUUUAAGGUGGUACACUACUGUAUUAGAUACAUUAUAGUUGAAAUUUACUGUUAUAAUUACUGUUUUAAAAUGUUACAUUGCUUAAAUAUGCAUUUAUAUGGAAAUAAAUGAUUAGGCAAUGUUAUACAUGAAAAUCAAUGGUUCCCUAUCAAGUACGAAAUGUAACCAUUACCUAAUGGGUGUUUACCUCCGAAAGUCCCCAAAACCUGAAUAAUUAUAUCAAAGCUGCACAUUGUGAUGCAGUCAUGCCUGCUGCCAAGGGCAUAUAAGGACUGCCCGCACAGAUACCAGCAUCAUUUUUCCUUUGAGGACUGAACCUGAUGGGAGAGCCAUAGACAACUAAGUACUUAUCUGUUUAUUUUUACAGAAACACGAGCACAGCUGCUGGGCAUUGACUGAGAUACGCAUUUCAGCACAGAUGGCUUGCAGUCUCUCCUACUGUAUCUCAUUGCCGUUUUGGUGACUGCUUGCAGCACCAUUACAAAGGUUGUUAGGGCUCGAACAGCAGGCUUCCCUCAGUCUUGUAUGCGUCUGGACUGUUUGGGUUUGCCAGAAGAAAUAUAGGUUGGCAUCGCUGUAUAUGGCUUCUUGAGGUAACACGAACCGAGCAGACUUGUAGGUCACCGACCCGCUCCGUUCCCAACCCGGUACCCGUACCGAACAGUUAACGAGGUUACUGCACCGGUACCGUACCGACCUGGUGCAAGUCACCGAACCGUGUACCGAACACGCCGCUGUCUAAAGGCGCUCUCUUGGUAGACACAACCUGCCCAUCUAUGCCUAGGCGUAGCAUGGAACAGCUCACCGGCAUGGUCUCCACAUAAAUAUUUUGGAGCUGCAGGCAGUUCUGGCCUUGCAGAAAUUUUUGCAGGAGGUUGAAGGGAGACGUGUGCUUGUCCGUACAGGCAACACUACCGUGGUGGCUUAUAUAAACCACCAAGGCUGCCUCAGGUCUCCCGGUCUCCAUCGCAUAGCCCUCUCAAGGGGAGCUCCCUGCAUCUCAGAAUGGGGGCUUUACCCUGAGGUGGUGAGCCUCAUUUGGGAGAGGUAUGGGAGAGCAGAGUUGGAUCUCUUUGCCUCCCAGGAAUCGGCCCACUGUCCCCUAUGGUUCACCAUAACAGCAGACAGGGACCCACUGGCGAUAGAUGCCUUAGCACACCAGUGGCCGAGGCAACCGUUAUAUGCCUUCCCACCGCUCACCGUGAAUCUGCUGUGUCUGGAGAAAAUCAGGCAGGACUGGACCAGGGUGCUAUUAGUAGCCCCUUAUUGGCCCAGGAGACUCUUUUUUUAGCUCUGAUGCAGCUCCUGAGCAGCCAGCUGUGGGGUCUGCCUAAACGCUGCGACCUGCUCAGUCAGGUGCGGGGGACCUUGUGGCAUCCUGAUCCAUCAAGCCUACAGCUCUGGGUCUGGCCCCUGAACGGCUGCAUUUGAGCCGUCUGGGGUUUUCUGAUAAGGUAAUUGACACCUUGCAGAAUGCCAGAGCAGCGUCCAUGCGUUUCCAGUACAAGUGCGACGUCUUUCAGACGUGGUGUUUGCCUCUGGGUUUUGACCCCACUACCUUUCCCAUGGCAGUUAUACUGCAAUUUCUGCAGGACCUGUUUGACGGGAGGAAAUCCCCCUCUAGAUUUAGGUUUGUCUGGCAGCUAUUUCAGCUUGCCAUGUCAAAAUUGACAGUCUCCCCAGGAGCUCACUUUCUGGCAGGACAAUUUUUGAAAGGAGCUCAGCAGCUUCGGCCAUCUAUGAAGGAUAUUGGUCCUCGUAAGAGGCUUAAUGUGGUGCUUGAGGCACUCAUGAAGCCUCAAUUUGAGCCCUUGCAUUCAGCUGAGCUGGAAUUUGUAUCGUUCAAAGCGGCUUUCUUGCUUGCAAUAACGUCUGCUAAGCGGGUGAGUGAGAUGCAAGCAUUUUCAAUUGUGAAAGCCUGUUUAAUUUUUGCAGAAGCCAGGACAAAGGUUGCGCUUCGUACCAAUCCUGCUUUUUUGCCGAGAACUAUCUUGGCAUGUCAUGUCAACCAGUCUGUGGAAUUGGAGGCUUUCCAUCCACCUCCUUUCCAGUCAGGGAGCAACAGCUCCAUACGCUCUGCUUGUGUGGGCAUUAGCAUAUUAUGUUGACAGGUCAUAAAGUUGGAGGCAGUCUCAACAGUUUUUUGUCUGUUAUGGGGCGGCGUCCCAUGGUCAAGCCCUGUCUAAACAGAGGCUAUCGAAACGGCUCAGUGCCCAUUCCAUCAGGGGCAUGGCAACUUCGUGGACUUUAUUCCAGGGUGCAUCUGUCACAGACAUUUGCAAUGCAACGAUGUGGGCUACUCCCCAUACCUUUACAAGGUUCUGUAGACUGAAUGUCAUGGAUCCACAUAACCCUGGCUUUGGAACUAGAGUAUUGAGGGCAGCUUCAGGGUCGACCCUUACAACAUAAUACAGAGGUGGGUUUCUCCCUCAAUAUUUUAGCCCUAGCUACUGGUUACUAGGGGUUCCGUAUGGUAACGCACAAGGCAGCCUCUUGGCUUAGCCUUGUAGUAUUCCAAUCGUUCUGCAAUUUGCCCUUGCAAUGGCUUUGGUACACUCACCCAUACAGUAAUGGUUACAUUUCGUACUUGAAAGGGAACACUAGGUUAUAUCAAAACCCUGGUUCCCAGAAAUAUAAAUGCAACUAUUAACCUUCAAGGUCGCUGCGUCCAUGAUUGCAGCAUGCUUGAAGGAAAAAUGAUGCUGGUAUCUGUGCGUGCAGUCUUCUUAUGCUCUCGGGGGGGCGGGCAUGACUGCGUCACAUACACUGGCGUGCAGCUUUGAUAUAAUCUAUUCAGGUUUGGGGUCUUUAGGAGGUAAACACCCAUACAGUAAUAGUUACAUUUCUAUUUCAGGGAACCAGUGUCAUGAUAAUAACCUAACGAUUUCUUUUUCCAACAUAUUUUCGCUUGUAUGCAAAUGUUGGUAUUGGUUUGACAAAAACAUUAGACUUACAGGUGGGUGUUGACAAAUUUCCCUAGAUGAAAGCGAGACACUACCUCCUGUUUUUUUUUUUGUUUAUUGGUGAUUAUCCGUGUAAACAUGUUAUUUAAAACAUUGCUACAUAUUUCUACUUCACAGACGUGUGGUGCUUAUUUAGCAGUUUAUGUUAAUUGGUUCAGAUUUGGUACAGGGUGUCAUUCUUUGUGGAAAGCAGGUGAAAUGUAUCAAAUUUAACUCGAGGUUGUAAGUAUGUAUCAAGUCUGGUGAGAUGUAUUUGGAUGGGUGCUGUAAAACUGCAUUUAAGCUGCUUUUUUCACUGAUCUGAAAUAAGAGUAGUCUAAGGUCCCUAGCUGUUACUCUAUAACGAUUUAAAAAACGAUGUUGUACAGCUGUUUGUUUAAUGUAGCAGCAGUUACAAUAUGAAACUGUGAAAUGUUUACUUAACUGGGAUAUCGGAAGCUGGCAGCAGAGCAGUUUGGUUAAAAUUAAAGCCUUUACCCACUUUUAAAACACAAAGGUUUCAGUGAAAACGACGACCGUAACGUUACACUGUUUACUACUAUAAAAUGAGACUUAGUGGAACAACAUUUUCGAGUUUGUUAUAAACCAGUGCUGUGCUUUAAAAAUACUUGCAUUGUACAUUUUAUAUAAUUUAUUUUAAGAAUAAGAACGAUGUUGACAAAGCGCAGCACGCUAUCUCGUUGUAAACUGGCCCAAUUACUGCCUGUUUCUUCUCAUUCAUGAUGCUAUUUGGGACAGAGAAUGUUCAAUGUUGACACAACUUUGACCCCCCCCCCCCCCAAAUUAUUCUGGUGUUCAGGCUACACUGGUGAUCUUUAAACUUGGGGGUUGUUACACUGGUUUUGUUUUCUCUGUAAAUUUGUGAAUUUUCUAAAAACACUGGAUAAUUAUAUUAGUAUGGCAUAGCACACCAUACAAAAUAAUACCCUGAAAUGAACAUUUCAAAUCUAAGCCUUUAUUUUUUCCAUUAAGAGGUGCUGCAACCUUUAAUGGUCCCAUCAAGGUAAAUUCAAAACAGAAAUGAGCUUACAGUACCAAUCAGAUGCUUGAUGUUAUAGGAACCUACUUGAUUUAAAAAAAAAAAAAAAAAUUGUUAAUUAACUUUCCCGUCCCUCUGAGUUAGCUGCACACAAGGUGCUUUUGAAAUGAAUUUGGGGAUCCGUCUGGGAAGGUAAACAAAGGAAUGCAACAUAAAAAAGCUGUUCAUCUGAGAGAGUGACCUGAAGUGGAUGUGCUGUAUAACAAAAGAAAGGAGCAUUUUGUUCAUCAUAUUAAAAAAAAAAUAAUUAGUGUUAUUGUAUAUGUGUUGUUUUGAUUGAUACCUAGGAUCUAUUGAAUGCAGUACAGUAGUUGCUUGUUUAGUUGCCUGUUGCUUUUCAAUGUGGUGUUGCUUGGUAAUGUAUGUACAGUAUAAAGGGAGGAGAUUCACUAUAAACUUUACUGCAUUAUUACCUACAUUACUUCACAUUUCAAAACUGGCCAGCAGUCAUUUGCAUUCAGUCUAGAGCUCAGUGCAUGUUAGUGCAAGAGUUUUUGCUAGGAGUGUGUGCUCUGACAUCAGCAUUCAAACACAAUUGACUUUUUUAUAGUAUAUUGUUCAGUAUUCCUUAGGCCAGUCUAUGGUGCAACACAAUUCAUUAUUGUACUACUGUAUAUAGUUGCAGAUAAAAGUAUUUUGGCAGUUAAAAGAGAAAAACCACAAAGAAAGGGAUUUCUGUAAUUUCUAAUUGUUCUAUUGAAAGAUAUAAAUUAGAGAUUUUGCUUUAUAAUAAAACAACUUAUUACAUACCAUUCAUAAAAUGAAAAAUAACAUGCAAAAAUGAAUUUCAUACUUUGACAAAAGUAUUUGGGCAAUCAGCAUAUUUUGUAUGAAACCCAUUUGUUGCUAAUUACUGAAUUAUCAUGAUUGAAAACAAACACCUGGUGAUAAUUAAUUAUAAAAUAAAUAAAUACAUAAUCAAAUGCUGAAAAAUAAAUUGGUGUGAUUAAAAAAGCACCAAAAAAUGUUAACUAAAGAGUACAGCAAUGAUUUGAAAAUGGCAGUGAUACAACUAAACAAAAAAGGAGAAACUAUCAGAAAAAUAGCAGAAAGACUCGGUUUACCGAAAAGCACUGUGUGGGCUGUUAUUGACAAAGGAGAACAGGAACUACUGCAACUAGAAAUAUUUCUGCUAAAUCUGGAAGAAGAAUCGUUCCAGCAGCCCGGCAAAAUCCUCGGAUUACUGCAAAAGAUUUGACACAAUAAUUGAGAGAAGGUGGUCAAGAAAUUUAUGAACGAACAAUUCAACAAUACCUUAACAAGAUGAAUGUCCAUGGGCGAAAACCAAGAUGCAAACCUUUGUUAAAAACAAUACAGGAAAGAAAGUGAUUGUAGUUUUUCAUUGAAUACUUGAAGCCUGAUUUCAUUUCUCAUUUGUUACCAAGUACUAGAAGACUUAUUGGACAAAAAUUUGUAUUCCAGCAGGAUAAUGACCCUAAGCAUUCUGCAAAGUCUACAAAGGAAUUUCUGAAAAAUGAAGAUUACAGUUAUGGAUCUCAGUCCCCAGACUUGAAUCCCAUCAAGAUGUUGUGGAUUGACUUAAAGGCUACUGUUGCAAAAAGGAAACCAAAGUCGAUUGCUGUCAGAAGCUGUAUGUGUUGAAGAAUGGGCAAAAAUAUCUCUGGAAAGAUGCCAGGAACUGGUUUCAAAAUACAAAAAAAUACUGCAAGCUGUAAAGGAAUCAAAGGGUGGACACACAAAAUACUAAUGUAAGGGUGCCCAAAUACUUUUGUCACAGUAUGAGAUUAGUUGUUGCAUGUUAUUUUUCAUUUUAUGCAUGUUAUGUAAUAAUUUGGUGUUUUAUUAUAAAGCUGAAUCUCUAAUUUAUAUCUUUCAAUAGAACAAUUAGAAAUUAUAGGAAUCCCUUUCUUUGUGGUUUUUCUCUUUUUUAUUAACUGUCCAAAUACUUUUGUCUGUGACUGUAUGUAUUACAUACUCCACACUGACAGCUUUAUAGGGAAAAUGAUAUCGCAGUACUUCAAUAGAUCAUUGUUAUUGUAAUUGUGCAAUCUAGCUGGUUAAUUGUCUUUUACUGUAUCCAAGUACCUUAGUGUAAAUACAGCUGUGUGCGAGUGUCAUAGUUUUCUAUUAUUGUUUAACCCAUGUUGAAGCAUGUUGGUUCACUGGAUAAAAAAAAGAAGUCAGUUGACAAGUCCCACUGUUAAAGAAACUUAUUGUAAUUUGGAAGCUUUUCUUUCUCUUUACACAAUAUUUAUCAUGUGUUCUUACAGUGGAAGAGAAUAACAUGGAUCUAUGCAGUGUAUUACCACUUUAUUGUAAGCACUAGAAAAUAAAUGACAUUGUGUUUGCUAAGAA